Molecule: messenger RNA, 162 nt
Organism: Dibothriocephalus latus
Lineage: Eukaryota; Metazoa; Platyhelminthes; Cestoda; Diphyllobothriidea; Diphyllobothriidae
Source: the annotation of a GenBank genome assembly
AUGUACGAACACGAGCGGGAUACUCACAGCCUCCUGCCCAGAUGGGUUUACAUUCCGCUGGAGCGUCGGAUUGGAGCCUUUGUCCGCAUAACUCUGACCUUUGAUUUCGACUGGAUUGUCCUCUCGGAAAUCGCAUUCAAUUCGAGUGAGUCUUAUAUCUAG